Molecule: messenger RNA, 3747 nt
Organism: Arvicanthis niloticus (Nile rat)
Lineage: Eukaryota; Metazoa; Chordata; Mammalia; Rodentia; Muridae
Gene: Dnajc25
Product: DnaJ heat shock protein family (Hsp40) member C25
Biological process (GO): protein folding
Cellular component (GO): endoplasmic reticulum membrane
Source: RefSeq, a predicted model, not a curated record
AGGCGCGGCCUGCUGACGUGGACCUGGCAGCGGGGCCGAGCCCGGCGCCGAGGAGAGCUGCUGCGGCGGCUGUGCUGGCAGAGCUGCGAGCGUGGCGGGAUGGCGGCGCGGCUCGCUUCGCGCGGGGUACACGGGACUGCCGGCCAGCGCCCAUGGCUGCUGCUGGCGCCGCUACUGCUGGCCCCGCUGCUGGCGCGGCCCGCCGAGGCCCUGGUGGAAGGGCUGUACUGCGGCACCCGCGACUGCUACGAGGUGCUGGGCGUGAGCCGCUCGGCCAGCAAGGCGGAGAUCGCGCGGGCCUACCGCCAGCUGGCCCGGCGCUACCACCCCGAUCGCUACCGGCCCGAGCCCGGGGACGGCUCCGGGGGAGCGCCGCCGAGCGCCGAAGCUUUCCUGUUAGUGGCGACCGCCUACGAGACGCUCAAGGAUGAAGAAACACGGAAGGAUUAUGACUACAUGCUGGAUCACCCAGAAGAAUACUAUAGCCAUUACUACCACUACUACAGCAGGCGCCUAGCCCCAAAAGUGGAUGUUAGGGUGGUGAUUUUGGUCAGUGUGUGUGCCAUUUCAAUGUUUCAGUAUUUCAGCUGGUGGAAUAGCUACAAUAAAGCAAUCAGCUACCUGGCCACAGUGCCCAAGUACCGCAUCCAGGCCGCAGAAAUCGCCAAGGAGCAGGGACUGCUCAAAAAAGCCAAAGAAAAAGGGAAAAACAAGAAGUCCAAAGAAGAAAUGCGUGACGAGGAGGAGAGUAUCAUAAAGAACAUUAUAAAGAGCAAGAUUGACAUAAAGGGGGGCUACCAGAAGCCGCAGGUUCGGGACCUCCUCUUGUUUCAAGUCAUCCUCGCCCCCGUUCACCUGUGCUCGUACAUAGCCUGGUAUUGCCGGUGGAUUUAUAACUUUAACAUCAAAGGCAGAGAGUACGGGGAGGAAGAGAGACUUUACAUCAUCCGUAAGUCUAUGAAGAUGUCCCAGUCUCAGUUUGACAGCCUGGAGGAGCAUCAGAAAGAGAUGUUUCUCAAGCGGGAGCUUUGGAUAAAGGAGAAUUACGAGGUCUACAAGCAGGAACAAGAGGAAGAAUUAAAGAAAAAAUUGGCAAAUGACCCUCGGUGGAAACGAUACCGCAGGUGGAUGAAGAAUGAAGGGCCUGGGCGGCUCACCUUUGUGGAUGACUGAAGAUGCUGAGGUGCUGCUGUGCCAAGCCCUAAUGUGACGUCACUUGCAUAGCAGAUAUUUGGGAAAUGUGUCUGCUGCUCUCAGCAGUAACUAACGUUCACAAGUAUAUGAUUAAACAGAAUAAUGUAGAAAUUUCAACUUUCCCUUAAAACUUUAUACACAAGACAUUUAUGAUGGUUCAAUUUUUAUAAUCUAUUUGUGGAUUUUGUUUAAAAAAAGAUUUGACAUGGGGACUUAUUAGUUGCCAUUUAAAAUUUUUAUAUGUUUAGUUAAAUUUGACAUGAAAUUUAUUAGAUACCAUUUAAAACUUGUGUGUGAAGCAUUUCUUCUUUGAGAGCAUUUGCUUAUGUUUCAUAAUGCUACAUUGAGAAUGUCUUUGAGAAUGUCUGCUUACGUUUUCAGAACGCUACACUUCCCUCCUUUCCUGGUCUCUAUUUCUACAAAACAAUGACAGAAUAAUAGCAACAGCACUUGAUCAUAUUAUUGUGUCUUUCUGGACACAGUUUCUCCAGGAGAAUCAUUCAGUACCAUAUUGUCCUUACUGUAGUCCUUACAGGUUUGAGCAUAUUCACGUAUUCUCUAGGAGAGUAUUCUAGAACCUCUGCAGUUCCCGCCCAGUGAUUCUUCUCUUAAUACGAUCAGAAACUCUCCAGGAGAGUGGGUUACAUCAUGUCCUUGUGGGAUGUUCUCAAUUACAGUCUCAUUAUAGGACUAACUGUUUUCUCAAACAUUUCUGCAGAGGGGACCUUGUGAAAAGGUCUUUUAUACCACCAACUUGAUGCUUCCCUUCCUCCAUCCCUCCCUCCCUCUCUUUUCUCUCUUUCCCCUCCCUCCCUCUCUCCCUCCCUGCAUUACUUGUGUGGUUAAACUGUAAUGCACAUGAGGGACUUUAUGUGCACUUGAGCUAGAAAGAAGUCAGGCAUGGCUGUGCUGCUCUUGCCCUCUAGGGUAUAAGUGUGUCUUUAUACUUGUGGAAGUGAAUGUAAACGGCAGAAUGAGUGGGACUCAAACCUGAUACCCUACCAGAGUGCCACAUACACUCGUGACAGUGCUCCUGCUUGAGAUCUACCCUACUGCUUCAUAAUAAUAAGAUGGUGGUGAUACAUCAUGCUGCCUGCUGGGCUAUGUAAAGAUUAACAUACUACUUUUAGAGCAUAUACUUUUAAAAGAUUAGUGUAGCUUAAUGGUAUGAAGGAUUUAUUUCUAAGUGAAGUAAAUUAAUCCUUUUAAAAGCUCAGCCCAGGGACUAAAUAGUUUGGCUGGUAAAGUGCUUCCUUAAAAACAAUGGGGUUUGCACACCCCCACCCCAACACCAUCUCAUGUAAAAUAUACCAGACAAUGGUGCCAUGCUCAAAUAGAACCUGUCUCAAAAAGAAGGUGGAGAGCACCUGAAAAUGAAAAGCAAGCCUGUCCUCUGGCCCUCACAUACACCCACACACUUGUGUAUCUGCGUACACACAGGCACACAAAGCUCAGACCAUAUUACAUGCGUGAGUCCAUCCUUGCCAAUUAGCCAAAAGACUUAAAGUCAGUUAUUUUAAUGUGAAUGAAUAAUUUCAAGUGCUAAUUACAAGAGUAGAAUUUUAGUUGGAAAUGUUUGUGUGUUCGUUAUUCUUUAGGGCUAUGGAGAAUCAUGGAGUUGGCACCUGUUGCUCAUUAUUAUCUAACAACAAAUUUAUGUCAUAAGGACCAGAAAGAAAUACCAGUACUAGUGUAUCUCACCAUUUUCCAAACGUCUCUGGUGGCCUGUAUUUCUCUAGAUUCAUUUCUGCUACUCUUGACAAACACCAUGACAGAAAGCAGUAGAGAGUGGGAAAGGGGUUCUGUGGCUUAGAGUUACAGGUUACAGUCCAUCAUUCUGGUGAAAGACUAAAACUUAAAACAGCUCAUUGUGUACCCAUAAGAGCAAGGAAUGAAUACAUGUAUCUUUGCCUGUCAUGUAGUUCAGCAUUUGCUUGCUAAGGAAUGGUGCUGCCUGCAGUUGCCUGGGGCUUCCUACAUCACUUAAUUACCAGACGAUCUCCAGACAUCUCCAGACAUACCCACAGGCCAGCCUCAGUGAGGCUCUGUUCACAGUUAAUUUGAAGUCAUCGGGUUGACAGUAGAGGCUGACUAGCAUACCUCUUUGUAAGGAGAAGAGAAAGAUGUUCAGCCAAUGAGGACUGUGUAUCUUUGGAUAUUCUUUUGUCUGUCUUUUUUUAUUUCUGUAUUCUAUUUCUAGAAUUGUCCACUGAAGGCUGCUUAUGUGGGAACUUGGGCACAGUCAUUGCAUGAAUCAAGGUGGACUCUUGUAGAAAGAUGGUGGGUUUUCCUCUUCCCUCUGUUCACUGUGCUUCAAAUUCUCAGGAAAAAAAGGAAGGCCAUUGCUUGCAAUAAUCAUUGUACUUCACUGCACUCAUUUUAGAGAUACCCAAGAGGGCUCAAGGCCCUUACAGCCCUGUUAGUGUGGGGAGGAGGGCAGCCUGCCAGAGCAUGGCUGGUCAUUGCUGCUUAUUUCUCAUCGGUUUGUGUAACUGAAGUCUUCAAAAUUACCCUGUGGGUUUUAUUCAUAUAAAUGCCUUCCUUGUGAUCUGC